AUGAAACAAUUUAAUAAAAUUAUGAAAAAAGAAUUAAUAUUAACGCUAUUUAGUAAAUUUGUACAAAAGCAAGGUAAAUAUACAAAAUCUAAAAAACUUAUAAUAAACAUAAGUGAUAGUCUUAGUUUAAUUUCGUCAUUAGAUAUAAAUUUUACAUCUAUACUAGAGUAUAUGAUAUAUAAAUUAAAUUUACCUAUAAUAAUGAUAGAUAAUAAAGUACAUAAGCUUAAAUAUUAUUUUUUAGUUAUGGCUCCUUUAAAAUAUAUUAAAAAAUAUAUAUAUUCAUAUUUUUUAAAAGCUGUUAACUCAAAAAAAAAAUUACCUUUUAAGCAUAAUUUCAUACUAGAGCUAAAUAAUGUUUUAAAUGAUUCUAGUUCUGUAGUAGAAUACAAGGAAGAAGUAUUAGGAGUAUUUGAAGAUACAAAUGCUAGUGUAAGAACAAACAAAACUAAAAAUUUAAAAACUUGCGAAAUAAGCAAUAAUUUUAUGUACGCUAAUUUAAAAUUAAAACACGUUAAUCGUCGUUAUAAUAAUAAAAACUAUUAUAAACUUAUAAAACAAUACGGCCUGCCAAAUAAAUUUAGUAAUACUAAAGUUAAUUACAACCGUAAACAAACAAAUUAUUUAUUAAAAAAUGUUAUAUAA
Messenger RNA from Babesia bovis T2Bo, 645 nucleotides. The record is from the annotation of a RefSeq genome assembly. NCBI's taxonomy places the organism in Eukaryota, Apicomplexa, Aconoidasida, Piroplasmida, Babesiidae.